Messenger RNA from Ceratotherium simum simum (southern white rhinoceros), 1079 nucleotides. RefSeq names its product transmembrane protein 176B (gene TMEM176B). The record is from RefSeq and is a predicted model, not a curated record. Gene Ontology annotation, cellular component: membrane. Gene Ontology annotation, biological process: negative regulation of dendritic cell differentiation. Lineage: Eukaryota; Metazoa; Chordata; Mammalia; Perissodactyla; Rhinocerotidae.
UGCUCUGCCACUCCCAGGGGACAGCAGCAGGCAGGAUGACCCAAAACAUGGUGACUGUGAAUGGAGUCGAUGUGGCCUCUGCGCCGUCCCAGCCCACCCACAUCAACAUCCACAUCCAUCAGGAAUCAGCUUUGGCACAACUGCUAAAAGCUGGAGGUUCCCUGAAGGAGCUCCUUUUCCGCCCUGGGGACAGUGGCCCUUCCAAGGCCAGGAUAAGCUAUGGGCAGUUGGCCCUAGGGGUGACCCAGAUAUUGUUGGGGGCUGUAAGCUGUGUGUUUGGAGUAUUUCUGUACUUUGGACCCUGGACUGAGCUGCGUGCCUCAGGCUGCGCCUUCUGGGCAGGGUCUGUGGCUAUUACAGCAGGAGCAGGGGCCAUUGUCCAUGAGAUGCACCGGGGCAAACUUUCAGGCUGGGUAUCAGGUCUGCUCACCCUGGCUGGUGUUGCCACGGCUGUUUCUGCUGUUGUCCUCUGUGUGAACAGCUUAACCUGGCAAAGCGAUGGCUUCUUCUACAUCGACUCAGUGUGUGACAGCCCAGUCCCUGCCUCCACAACCACUGGGUACACAUGGAUGCGGCAAAGAAGCUACCGCUCCAGCUGGAGUGAGGAUAAUUGCAGAGUCUACAUGCGAAUGCUGAUGAACUUGUUCCUGGGAAUUCGUGCUCUGCUCCUGGCUGUCUGUGUCCUGCAGGUCGUUGUAUCCUUGGCUUCCCUGGGCAUGGGUCUUCGAAGCUUUUGUGGCCAGAGCUCCCGGCCCCUGGAUGAGGAAGUGUCAGAGAAGAAGCUCCUGGAGGAGAAUUCAGUGCCUCCCUCCCCCUCCAAGGAGAAGACCACGGCUGCCGUCAUCCUGUGAGCUGCCCAAGACCCUGCCUGGACCGCUGCAUGUCCCUGCAGAGUAGCCCAGGGUGCUCCUCAGGGCCCCUCACUGCCCUGUCCCUCACACUUGCCUCUCCUUUGGCCACUGUCCAGUACCUCCUCUUCUCCCUACCACCCUCACUCAUUGUUCCCACUCCAGUGUCCUCAGUUCAAGGAACAGGUAUUGUCACAUCUUUCCUCAAUGCUAAUUAAACAGAAACAACCA